This is a messenger RNA of Melitaea cinxia (Glanville fritillary), 608 nucleotides long. RefSeq names its product CCR4-NOT transcription complex subunit 6-like. Gene Ontology annotation, molecular function: protein binding. Bases 126 to 608 code for a protein of 160 amino acids. Lineage: Eukaryota; Metazoa; Arthropoda; Insecta; Lepidoptera; Nymphalidae. The record is from RefSeq and is a predicted model, not a curated record. The transcript has 4 exons.
GGUAAAUGGACGUUUGAUGUGGUGUUUGUCAAGUUUGUGCUAUUGUGUGUUUACAGUGAUUUUUAUCCCGUUACUAUAAUCCGAAUUGAAGUUUAAGCUUUUAAGGAGUAGAUGAAGGUGACAGAAUGUCUCGCAAUAAAGACAAGCAUGAGGGCGCUAGCGGGCGCACAUACCACAUUAUGUCGGAGGCGGAGCGGGCAUCUGGCAGGCGCGGUGGCUGGAAUACGCUUGAGAUAACAGGAGGUGUGCGCGCUCUGGCGCCUCCACUGUUUCAACUGACGCACCUGACCGCGCUGUACUUGAACGACAACUCGCUGCAGAAGAUCCCGCCGGACAUCAGCCAGCUAACGAACCUCCACACGCUCGAUAUGUCAAACAAUAAACUUAGGAACCUGCCCGCUGAGCUCGGAGAUCUGAUACAGCUAAGGGAACUUCACCUACACAAUAAUUACCUCAGAGUGUUGCCAUACGAUCUCGGCAAGCUUUUCCAUCUUCAGUUGCUUGGACUACAGGGCAACCCGCUAAGCAAGGAAAUGCUUUCGAUAUACAACGACAACAAUGGCACUGCCAAGCUGCUGACAUAUCUACUCGACAAUUUACAAGGUUAG